Colletotrichum truncatum is the source of this 2679-nucleotide messenger RNA. Its product is annotated as phosphatidate cytidylyltransferase. Gene Ontology annotation, biological process: dolichyl monophosphate biosynthetic process. Gene Ontology annotation, cellular component: endoplasmic reticulum membrane. The record is from RefSeq and is a predicted model, not a curated record. Gene Ontology annotation, molecular function: dolichol kinase activity. NCBI's taxonomy places the organism in Eukaryota, Fungi, Ascomycota, Sordariomycetes, Glomerellales, Glomerellaceae.
AUGCCCGAGCAUCUCGAAUCAAACGCUCUCUUCGGUCACGAUCUAGAAGAAAACGAUGAAAUCCGAACCCUCAGUCGCUCUCCCCAUCCCUACCACCACCUCAAUACCGAGCUUCCACAUCCUGCCCAUCGCAUAGUCUACCACGCCUCGAACCAGACGUCCACACCGCCAAAGACAUCCUCAUCGGCGGACUCUAGUCGAACCCCAUCCCCAUUUCCCUCCUUCACCAAGGACUCGUCGCAGGGGAGCGACAGCGGCACCGAAGCUGAUGAUGAACACUUCCUGAAGGGGCUCCCCGCCCCCAGGGUACGUCUACACAAAGGCUUGAGGGGUCGCAACGAGAUACUCUCGGGCGCAUCAACGCCCCUCCUCUCCCCAGAGAACCAGGAGGACGAGGAAGCGGUUCAGCGACAGAAACAAAGGACAGAACGACUCACCUUUUGGGAUGAUCGCAACUACCGCCGUACCAAAGAGCUCAUUCGGCGAGUGUCCGAGUUCAUUAUUGUCAGCUCGUUAUUUGCUGUUGUUUGUGUAAACCCCAAAGUUAAGCCCAUCCUGUCGGCCUGGAAUCGAGAUCUGCGCUUUCUAGCCAUAUUAGUUACGUCACUCAUGGCUCUUUACCCCAUUCGACUCAUUGCAUGGGCGAUCCGGCAUAGAACUUCAUCCCGGAAACCCAUGAUUGCUGUUCCGACGGUUUUUGACCCCGCGCCUAUCCUUUACCCGCCUUCAGUUACACUACUGGUAUCUCUUUUAAUUUCUCCCGACAACGAAGCGGUCGUCCUCCCCAACAUUGUUCUCGGCAUUUCUUCGAUACCCAAAUAUCUAAUCCCCACAGCACAAGCUCAUGAACCUAUCAAUCCCCUGCAAUGGGUGUUAUCGUGCGUCCCUGUAUGGAUGUCGUCUCGACAAUUCGCUGCUCUCUCAAAUGGGACGAAACCUGCGGUUCCCCUUGAGACCAUCCUUCUACUCUACCCUCUACAUCAAACCUUGCUGGCGGUGCUGCACUAUCUAACAACCACCAGCUUGCUCACGGCUGAAUUGCAGCUACUUUCGAUCGCUUUGAUUAAUGUUCUUCUCUUCGCACACUCGCCUCAAGCCACAAUUCUUCAAGCCCUGCUUUGGGGCGGCGGCGUCGGCGUACUUGUCGUCUGUGGUCCAGUCAUUCGAUGGGGAAUUGCCUUGGCUAGGGUUCCCAGGUUGCGCUUCCGGCGCGUUAUCUCUCCGUCCAAGAAGCAUUCGGUCUUUGGGCUUUUGUCUGAAGGCCUAUCCAUGAGGCGCUUCAAGCACGAGCUGCUAGGUUCUUCGCUAGAGGAGUCAGCAUCAGAAGCUGGAAAUUCCGAGGAAGACAUGAUGGAUGGGCCCUUUACAAGGCCGAUGAGAGUCAGAACUUUCGGCGCUGCCGACACAACAUCUCGAACAGACCAGAAAUUCGAUGUCCCACUAUUCAACAAUUCAACAGAGUCUCCAGACGGUUUCGCUGUUGGUCGAAGGAAUACAUUUCCUCACGCGCUACAAAGACCCCGUCCUCGACGAUCAUUGACACACACGUCAGCCGGCCGCCGGAAGCGGACUGCUUCGACAACUGUUCGCUCAUUCUUCAAGCUCACAGAAGCUCAGGCCACCAGGCGGAAAUGGACAUACGCAGCCUAUGUGUAUGCCAGCAUUGUUACGAUUAUCUUAAUGCCUGUGCGCGAAUACAUUGGCAGACGAGCCCUGAAAGGCAAUGAGCCUGUGGGCUGGGCAUUGGGCUAUCUGUUUGGCGAGCUUCCAUGGUUUAGAUUCCAGGUCGUAAAUGCGAAUCUAGAGAGAUGGAUAUGCCUCCCCUCACGACUGUACGAAGAUGGCAAAGAAGCCUGCCAUCAAGGCUGGGUGCAACACAUCCGAUUGUCUGAUUUUGGAGAAGCAAAUACUCGGCUUCUUCUGAGCGCAUACUGGAUGUUGAUUGUGAUCGUCGGUCUGACGGUUGUCGUGCGCCUGGAUCCGAAGUACGAAGUGGACACACGACGCAAGGUCUUCCACUUCAUGAUGGUCGGAAUGUUCCUCCCGGCGACCUAUGUCGACCCCGUUUAUGCAGCUUUGGCGUUGACCCUUGUUCUGGCCAUCUUCCUCAUUCUUGACCUACUCCGCGCAAGCCAACUUCCGCCGUUGUCAAGACCUAUCGCUUCCUUCCUUACCCCAUACGUCGACGGCAGAGACCACAAGGGACCAGUCGUCAUUUCACACAUCUUCCUCCUUAUCGGUUGCGCUAUCCCCCUUUGGCUGUCUCUGGCUACCCUCCCCCGUACCGGCAGUGGUUACUUGACUGGCUGGGAGGUACCGACCCGCGAGGUCAGCAUGGUAGCAGGAGUCAUUUGCGUUGGCCUCGGCGACGCAGCGGCCUCUCUCAUCGGUCGCCGUUUUGGACACAGGAAGUGGAUUUGGGGCGGCGGAAAAAGUCUCGAGGGCAGUGUCGCCUUCGCGACGGCGGUGUUCCUCGGUCUUAUGGCCGCCACUACUUGGUUACGGGUCGGAGGCUGGCCCGUUGCUGCGGAGCAGCAGGUCUCCUGGCCUUCUGCCGUGCGCAACGCCGGCUUCUGCGCCAGUGUUGCCAGCUUGACCGAGGCUGUCUUAACGGGAGGAAAUGAUAAUGUUAUCGUGCCGGUAGUUCUCUGGACGUGUGUGAAAAGCAUUGGAGUGUAA